Aspergillus uvarum CBS 121591 is the source of this 1101-nucleotide messenger RNA. RefSeq lists its product as uncharacterized. The record is from RefSeq and is a predicted model, not a curated record. Gene Ontology annotation, cellular component: Mis6-Sim4 complex; kinetochore. Bases 1 to 1101 code for a protein of 366 amino acids. The transcript is spliced from 2 exons. NCBI's taxonomy places the organism in Eukaryota, Fungi, Ascomycota, Eurotiomycetes, Eurotiales, Aspergillaceae.
AUGUCCAUCCCAUCCCAAAACACAGAAGAGGAAGCCGAAUCCCUCGAUUCCGAAAUCUCCACUAUCCGCGCCGAACUCAAAGCCCUCCACCACCGCCGCCGCAUCCUAACCAACAGCCUCCUCACCUCGCGCCCCCUCCAACGCCUCGCCAAAUCCCACCCCUCCCCAACAUGGCCCGACCUCUCCCCGCUCCUGCACACCUCCGCCCGCCACGCCGACCUCAACCACCACCGCAUCGCCUUCUCCACCACCGCCUUCCCCUUCACCGAUCCGUCGCCUGGCCCGUUAGAGGCUAAGAAUUUGCUUGGAGUGCGAAUUGAUAUCUGCGCCCGGGACGGGUCGUACGUUAAGCCGUACUAUAUUCUGUUGCGGAAGGUGCAGCAGCAGCAGACGGGCGGGAGGGGCAGGGGGAGGGUGCUGUACGUGCAUCGGCAUACGGUGCCGGCGGUGGUGGAUCUGGGGGCGUUGGAGCGGGUGUAUUUGCCGCGGGCCAAGGCUGCUGAUGCCGUGGGAGAGGAAGGCGAACAGCAACAACAACAACAACAACAACAACAACAACAACAACAAGAAGAAGAGGCAGCGCAAUUCAAGCCGUGGAAGCACCAACCAAAAAAGCAGAAUCUGAAGGGGUUCCUGCGCGAGGUGAGGCGGCAGUUGGUCGUGUGGCAUGUGCGCUGUGAUGGGGUCCGGUAUCUGCGGGAGCGGUUGGGGGUGGUUCGACGGGGAGCAGAUUCAGACGAGGAGAACGGCGUCUGGGAGAGGGAUGUGCUGGCGGAAGAACCGAAUCAAGAAUCAAAGAUCGCGAAGAAUGAGCUGGGGAUCGUCGCGUUGGGGGCCACCGCGCUGGAGGCGGUCUAUGUGCGCGUCGAAUGGGAGGAUGGCCGGGUCGGGCGGUUCAAAAUCUCCAAUGCGGGGUUGGUGGAGCGGGCGGUCGUUAUGGGGGACACGGGGCGGGAUAAAUUGAUGGAGGCGGUUAUGACGGGGGCAAAUGGGAGGUUGGAAACGUUGCUGGAUCGGUUGAGGAAAUACGCGGCUGAGUCGAGGGUGUCUGCUGCGGCCGCGGUUGAGGAUGGUGCGUCGCAGACGGCGUCGGACGCGUGA